Uloborus diversus is the source of this 2456-nucleotide messenger RNA. RefSeq lists its product as uncharacterized. NCBI's taxonomy places the organism in Eukaryota, Metazoa, Arthropoda, Arachnida, Araneae, Uloboridae. The transcript has 2 exons. The record is from RefSeq and is a predicted model, not a curated record. The coding region runs from base 304 to 2247 and encodes 647 amino acids.
UGGCACCUUGUGCGAAAAGAAGAUCUUAUUUUUAUAGAGAUGUGUUUAGUAAAAUCUUUGCAGGAACCAAACGUUGCGAUAAGCUUUGCCGCUUUUGGUGAGCAGCGCUUGAGGGAUCAAACAAGAUUCUGUAAGGUUGAGGCCAUCCGUGAAAAAACAGGUUUCGAAAACAUGCAUGAAGCAAAUGUCCUGUUCAGUGAAACGCAUCUUUCAUGAAAGCGAUAAUUGUGAUUAAAAUACAUAAGACAAAAGUAUUUAUAUGACUUUAUAUGCAUCAUUUUCAUAUAAAAACUUUCAAGUACAAUGAAACGAACUUUCAAAAGUACAAUGAAAAUAGUGAGACUAUCAUUUUUUUUAACAUUCGUCAUAUUAACUAUGUAUUCAAUCUUAUAUUAUGCAUCUAGCGAUUUUCCUAAAUUCUUUGUACAAAACUUGGAGGAAUCACGUAAAGAAGUAAUUGAAAGAAAUUAUCUUUUGCUAACCGAAGGUUGUAAAGUGCCUAGGUACGAUCCGUUUGAUCCAACAGUAAUCAAAUAUUAUUCAGAAAGAAGCGGUGACAUUCCCUGCAAAGGCAAAAAAUACUUAGAUGUCGACGACAAUCAUGUUAUUUUGUUAAGUGAUGAAUUUAAAAAAGAUUUUGAGAACGAAACCAUAGCAUGUGUUUAUAAGCCAAUCAUAAGAAACCCCAAAAACUCAACUUCAAGAGCUGAUAAUAAAGUUGAAUAUGGUGAUGAAGGUGAAUUAAAAAUUGGAGAACUCUUACCUUCAGAAUUCGUGAACGUUGUCUGUAAAGUUCACGAUAAAGUCGUAUACGAAGAUUUUUUGGCGGCAACUCCUUUAAAAGCAGGUGUGGAAAAAAGAUGUGAAGAAAAAUGGUCAAAACAGAACAUCAGCAAUAAAUUAAACAUCAUCGUGAUAGGUAUUGAUUCUAUUUCUAAGUUAAACUUUGAAAGACAUUUUAAGCUAACAGCAGAAUAUUUGCGCAAGAAUCUUUCUACAUUUGAGUUUCAUGGAUACAUGAAAGUGGCGGACAAUACAUUUCCGAAUGUGACGCCGUUGUUGACGGGACAUUUCAUAGAGCACUAUUACACAGCUUCCAACCAGGAUAGAUAUUUCGAUGAUUUAGACUUCAUAUGGAAGAAUUUUUCAUCUCUUGGCUACAGAACACUCUUUGCUGAAGAUGCACCAGUUAUGGCAACAUAUAACUACGUAAAAAAGGGUUUCCAGUAUCCUCCAACAGAUUAUUUCUUCAGGCCAUUUACCCUCGCAGUAGAAGAUGGUCCGUGGUGGAAAAGGAGCAAAAGGGAUUGUUUCCAGGCAAAGCCUGAAAUUCGUGCGCUCUUUGAUUAUUUGAGAAGUUUCCUAUCCACAAUGAAAAAUAGACCAUUCUUUGCUUUUACUUGGGCAGCUAGAUUAACCCAUGGCGAUUUGAACAAAGCUGGAUUAGCUGACAAACCAUCAUUCGAACUACUGAGAGAUAUCAAUGAAAUGGGGCUUCUAAAUACAAGUAUGCUCAUUUUCAUGAGCGACCAUGGAAUUAGAUUUGGUGGCAUACGAAAAACAUACAUCGGCAAGAUUGAAGAAAGAAUGCCGUUCUUGUUCCUUUCGUUUCCCCGUUGGUUCCUAAAAACUUACCCAAAAGUAGCCAAGUAUUUGGAAAUUAAUCAAAAACGUUUGACAACACCUUUCGAUGUGCACGAAACUUUAGUGGAUGUGUAUCAAAUUAUUUCUGGAAAAUUAGAUUACAGCUCUACACCGUAUGGGAAAAGUCUCUUCAGAGAAAUUCCCUUGAAGAGAAACUGCAAAACUGCCUACAUCUUGCCCCAUUGGUGUGUUUGUCAUGAGUAUCGCAAGAUGUUUUCUAUUGACACGUUGUCAAUCAGGGCUGCCGACUCACUUUUAGAAAAAGUUAACAAUCUGACUCAUCCAUAUCGAAAUGUGUGCGCCUUUUUGAAAAUUGACAAAGUAUUAGACGUUAGAGCAAGUCUACCAAUCACCGCUAUGCUUAAACUUGACGAACUUAAGCAUUCUGGUGAGAAUUCCGUAGUUUAUGGAGAGAAAGCCAAUCUGUAUGUCGAGUUGCUGGUAACGGUGAAAGCAAAUCCGGGAGGUGCUGAGUUUGAAAGCACAAUUCGCUCUUUCAGAGACCGUUUCGAAGCGUUGGAUGUGAGUCGGAUAAAUAAGUACGGAAAUCAAGGUGACUGUGUGAACGAUUCAGAAUUGCACAAAUACUGUUACUGUUCUUAACAAAAGGAAAAGUAUUAAUCGGCCGACAUUAUUUCUGUAACGAUAAACUGUUUCUGAUCAUAUGGUUUCAUUUGGAAUUACCGAAUGGGACAUCCUAUGUAUAUCACUGUGCGCGGAUAUGUAUACAAGGUUUUUCAUAUUCAAUGGAACAGGAAGAAAACGCAUCUGUGAAACUUGUAUUUAUUUCCUUUUAACAAAUCAAAUUUACA